Molecule: messenger RNA, 2108 nt
Organism: Prunus mume (Japanese apricot)
Lineage: Eukaryota; Viridiplantae; Streptophyta; Magnoliopsida; Rosales; Rosaceae
Product: sodium/calcium exchanger NCL1-like
Biological process (GO): intracellular calcium ion homeostasis; calcium ion transmembrane transport
Cellular component (GO): membrane
Molecular function (GO): calcium:proton antiporter activity; calcium ion binding
Source: RefSeq, a predicted model, not a curated record
AUUUAAACCUCAAAAAGCUCCAAGUCAAUUGCUUCCCAUUCUCAUUUUUGCACCCACAAGCUAAGACUAAGAGUCUCUGGAUAUGUCAAGACCAGCUUUGCUUACCAUUUUACUGAUCCUCCAAUUAGUCCAUUUUGGAAGCAGCCGGUUUGUUAGAGAUUCUGGUCUUAUAUCCAAUGGCGGCAUAAUAGACAACAGAAUAAGCCAACCUUCAAUCCUAGAAGUAGUGGAUCUUCAAGCAGAUACUGUGACUUGUGAACCAGUUUAUGGCUUCUUGCCCUGUGCAACUUCAGUGUGGGGGCUGCUUUUCCUGAUAAUCGUGUACGAGGUCUUGCUGUCCCUUGCAGAUCAGUAUGUUUCUGCAGGGUCUGAACUCUUCUUUGAAUUGUUUGGGACUGGUAUCUUUGGUGCUAGUGCUUUCCACGUGCUUGGCAUGAUACCACAAGUAGGAUUGGUACUUGUAACUGGAGUGACAGGAAGUACAGAAACGGCAGAGGUAAUGGCAGAAAUGAGCAUGGGCCUACUUGCAGGAUCAGCAAUCAUGCUUCUGACACUAGUUUGGGGUUCUGUUGUUGCUUUUGGAAGCCAUGACCUCUCGGUGUCUCAAACUUCAUCAAAUACAGAAAAUAAUAUGCAUGCCCUUUCAGGUUAUGGUGUAACAACUGAUGUUGAAACCAAAGCUACUGCAAGAAUCAUGAUGGUCUCAUUGAUCCCCUUUCUUGUUCUUCAAGUGGCAAAAAUGCUCAGUUCUUCUUCGGGGAUUCGAGUUGUGAUAUUAGUCUCUCUACUUAUUGCAUUUGCAUUCCUUGUCAUUUACUGCAUCUAUCAGAUCAUGCAACCAUGGAUUCAGAAAAGAAGACUUGAUUUUGUGAUGCGUAAAUAUGCACACAAAAACUUACUACAAAGUCUUCUGACAGUUGGAGGCAACCCCAAUGUAUCCAUUAUACAAGGGCUGUUUCAUAGAUUAGACCAGAAUAAUAACACAUACAUAUCAUCACAUGAGCUGAGAGCAUUGAUCCUAGGAAUACAAAUAGAAGAAGUAGGUCUGGAUGACGAUGAUUAUGCAGCAAAAGUGAUGGAGGAAUUUGAUAUCUCUGGUGAUUCUCAAAUAGUUGAGACAGAGUUUGUCAAUGGAAUCUCAAAAUGGAUUAAUCCAGCUAAGCCCUCUGCCAACGGUAACAGUCAUGAACAUAAAUGGUUUUUUAGAAGAAAUCCCAAGAAUGAGAAAACUAAGGAAGACCAGAAGAUGCCAGUGGCGAAGAAAAAGAAGGCUAAGGGUGCUGAUAAAUCUUGGACAAAUCUCGUGAAGGCUGCUUAUCUAUUGAUUCUAGGUACUGGCAUUACAGUUUUGCUUGCAGUGCCCCUCAUGGAAACUAUGCAAGAAUUCUCUACUGCUGCAAGCAUCCCUUCAUUCUUAACCUCGUACAUUUUGAUACCCUGGUCCACAAACUACAGACUAGCACUGAGAUCAGUAACUUCUGCCAGAGAGAAGACAGAUAAUGCCAUAUCUUUAACACUUUCUGAGAUUUACAAUGGAGUGUUCAUGAACAACACCACGGGUUUGAUCAUCUUCUUGGCACUUGUUUACAUACGAAAUUUAUCGUGGGAAGUCUCUGCAGAAUGUUUAGUUGUCUUGAUUAUUUGCACAGUCAUGGGACUUUCUACCAGCUUCAGCAGAAAAUUCCCAUUUUGGACAAGUAUCAUAGCCUACAUUCUGUACCCUGUAUCACUGCUGCUGGUUUAUGUCCUCACCACCUUUUUUGGAUGGUCUUAACUUAAGCCAGCAGUUUUGUUUUGUGGUUAAUCCAUUACCCCAAUAUUGAUUUGCAAAGUCCAAGAACCAAGAUGAAAGAGGGGUUAUAAUUUGCUGAAGUAGAUGAAAACGGUGUAUUUGAAUCCCAGAAGGAUGAAAAUCUGCUUCUCACUAUAAGCAAUAUCUGAAUAUUACAGGAGGAUAAAACAUGGAAGGUAUUGAGAUAGCUUUGACUGCAAAUCAAAUAUUUAAACAUAAUUGUAUCAUUAUAAGUUGAACUUUGUGAUUGUGACACAAUAGAACAGCUGUUAAUGAAUAAAUUAUUUGCUACAGCUGUUAAUGAAUAAAUUAUUUG